AUGCCUGGAAGUACUCUUCCUCCUUUCCCGAACGAUGUCCGAACACAUCCACUCUUGAUUAUUGAUUACGAGCUCAUCAAAGCUGGAGACGCGGAGGAAGUAAACCGACUGUGGGAGGCAGCGACAACUAUCGGAUUCUGGUAUUUAAAGAAUCACGGCGCAGACCAAGAAGUUAGCGACAUGUUUGAUAUGGGAGCUGAGACGAUGGCCCUGCCCCUCGAAGAACGUAUGAAGUUCGAGCAAGGAGACAGCGGACGAUCUUUCGGGUACAAGAAAGCAGGGGCCAAUGCGAUUGAUGCAACUGGCGCAAUCUUGGACGCUGUCGAAUUCAUAAACGUCUCUAAAGAUGAUGCUUUGGCAUAUCCGCAGGUCAUUCACCGUACCUACCCAUCAACCGUAAAUGCUCGCAUGGAAAACACGAUUGCACCAUUUGUCCACAAGGGUCUCGAGGUGACAUAUGUUGUAUUGAAUAUAUUCAAUGAUAGGCUUGGACUGCCGAAAGGGACUUUGGAGAGACUGCAUGACAUGGAGGAGUACAGUGGUAGUGAGGCUAGAUGCAUUCGCAGCCCUCCUGUGCUGGUUGAAGAAACGACGAAAAGCGCUGUGUUAGGUGCUCAUACUGAUUUCGGUAGUCUGAGCUUCUUGCACAAUCGCCUCGGUGGACUUCAAGUGCUCCCCCCGGGCCAUGACGAGUGGUCCUACAUUCGACCCAUCCCUGGACAUGCAGUUUGCAAUGUUGGAGAUGCAUUGUCUCUUUUCAGUGGAGGCAUCCUGCAAUCUAACAUUCACCGUGUUGUUCCACCUCCCGGUGUACAAGCCGAAUACGAGCGGUGGUCCUUGGUUUUCUUUACCCGUCCGGGUAAUAUGAAAGUCCUCCGGGCUCUUGUUGAAUCCAGCCAUAUUAUUGCAGAAGCGGUGAAGAAGCAACCUGACAGGAACUUUGAGACUGAUUCCACUGCUGCGGAGUGGUUCGCGAGAAGAAUCAAGUAUCAGAGAAUUAAUAACAGAACGGGUCCAGAAUCUUGGGCUGCAAGCCGAGGGACGGAGCAUACUCCGACGGCGGCCUAGGCUAUGAAUUGUCUGUCCAGCUAAUCUGAAGCAAGGUCAUCGCCGGCGACAGUGCCUAAAUCAGAAAAGGGUGGGUGGUCAAACUUAAGACAUGGUAUUGUGGGGGAAAGGUGCUUGUAUGGAUAUUGUAAGUCGUAGCAUAUGUACUGUCGUGUACGUGGCACCAGCACCACGAAAUGAUGUCUUGACUAUCGCAAGAUGUCACUUA
This is a messenger RNA of Suillus subalutaceus, 1276 nucleotides long. RefSeq lists its product as uncharacterized. Lineage: Eukaryota; Fungi; Basidiomycota; Agaricomycetes; Boletales; Suillaceae. The transcript has 8 exons. Gene Ontology annotation, molecular function: dioxygenase activity. Bases 1 to 1068 code for a protein of 355 amino acids. The record is from RefSeq and is a predicted model, not a curated record.